AUGCAUAGAACUCAAUGUGAUCAACAACAGUUCAUUAACAGAAGAAUAAGACACCUUCACUUCUGGAACUAUGGGAGACUGAAAACAAGACAAACAAAUGAAAUUGCAAAUGGAAAAUUUGGAAUGGUACAAAUUUUGGACAAUAUGGAGAUGAUUGAACAUGAUGAAGAAGAAUAUAUUGAUUUGGAUAAGGAAGAGAAUGAAAAGAAUGAGGAAGAAUUUUCAGAUUCAGAUGACAAUGAGGAUAUUGGUGUAGAGCAUAUUGGUGAAACAUCAAAAGUGAAUGAGAAUGAAGUUCAGGUUGAAAAGAAAAUAGAAGAAUCAGAAGAUGAAAAUCCAACAAACAAUAUUGCAUUUCAAAAAGCAAUAGUUUUGUAUACACCGAAAGAGAAUCAAGUACAACACACUAAAGCUGAAAACAUAGUGAAUGCAGAAGAAGCUGAAGAAAUGGUUGUAUACCAAACAACAAACACAUAA
Molecule: messenger RNA, 477 nt
Organism: Lactuca saligna
Lineage: Eukaryota; Viridiplantae; Streptophyta; Magnoliopsida; Asterales; Asteraceae
Source: the annotation of a GenBank genome assembly